Molecule: messenger RNA, 360 nt
Organism: Loa loa (African eye worm)
Lineage: Eukaryota; Metazoa; Nematoda; Chromadorea; Rhabditida; Onchocercidae
Exons: 4
Coding region: 1-360 (119 amino acids)
Source: RefSeq, a predicted model, not a curated record
AUGCUUCAUCGACCGCGUUGUCGUGUUGUGAUAACAUUGGAGGAGGGAACAACAGAGGGAGAGUUCAUUCCUUCAUCCCCUUUCGCUUUCAAAGGUUUCUUCGGUGACACCGCGGUACACAAGCGGUACGCUUUGGUACCACUGAGUAUUGGAGCCAAACAUUAUUUCUGCGACGAGCAAAAUAUAAUUGAUGUGCAAAUUAAAAGUCAAGCAAAAAAGUCAUGUGUUGAGCCAUAUACUUCGACAACAUGUGUGGACCACUAUCGAUGUUGCAGAUCGAAUGGCGAUUGGACAACACUUCUACCUAUGGUGAAAAUGUCUGUGCAAGACGAUGAUACAGUACCCGCUGUGUCAUCAUGA